Molecule: messenger RNA, 1290 nt
Organism: Penicillium longicatenatum
Lineage: Eukaryota; Fungi; Ascomycota; Eurotiomycetes; Eurotiales; Aspergillaceae
Exons: 3
Coding region: 1-1290 (429 amino acids)
Biological process (GO): 'de novo' NAD+ biosynthetic process from L-tryptophan
Cellular component (GO): cytoplasm
Molecular function (GO): indoleamine 2,3-dioxygenase activity; heme binding; metal ion binding
Source: RefSeq, a predicted model, not a curated record
AUGAUUUCCAUGAUUCGGGCUAGUCUCUCAUCGGUUCUCACUCACAUAGGGCCCAUUGGGUUGACCUUGUUUGUGAUUAGUAUCUGCUCUGCUGUUUUCUUUUCCAGGGCUUUCAUCUUCCCAGAGCGGGAAAAAAGAAACUUUACUAAAGAUAAUAUGCUCUCUGAAUUUGAAGAAAUGAGGAAGCAUCACGAGACGGCUGAUCUGUUGCAGGACUUGAUUGAGUUUGACGGUGCAGGCAGUUGGCCUCCGCAAGCCUCUCAUGGCAAAGCGUGGCCCAUAGCGCUUCGUCCAUACCAUGACGUCUAUCUCAAACUUGCCAAAUCACUGCCCACGGCACAUGUACCACUUGAGAAAGAAAUCCUCUCUAGACGACGUUUUGAGUAUCGGGCACAGAUGCGAAACCUUUUGCGGGAUAACGUUGAUUUAUCGGCCGUAGAGGAGAUUCUCUCGAUAACUAAAGCAACGGAUCGCUCUUUAUUCUCGGAAAAGGCAUAUAAUGGCUUUUAUGCGUGCAUUGCAGUCUCGCGUCAUGCUUAUAGAUGGGCCACCAUACCUGUCGUCAAAGUCGCACAAGAGGAAAAGCUGAUUGAUUUUCCUCCUGAGCUUGAGCUGCCCUGGCGUUUUAUCCAACAACGCUAUAGGAUAAAGUCACAAGGAGGCAACAUUGUGUCGAACUAUCUUUGUAACUUCGACACAGAGGGAAAGAUUGUCUACCAGAUCAAUAGUGGCAUGCCCGAAACUAUCAGAUCAGCUGAGUACAACUUCGCACAUAUUUUCGUCGCUAUGGAAAAAUUGGCACUACCAAUAUAUUACAACCUCAUCAAGUCCAUAUUAUUUUACGAACAAGGUCAGAAAGAGGCAUGCGUUGACUGUCUCAGGACGAUCAGAAAACAUCUACCACGCGCUUUGGAUACAUAUCGAAACACCCUAGUCGAUUCUAAGAUACCUCAUAGUUUAUGGUUGUCUUACGUGCAAGGAUUUCAGGCUUGGGGUGCUGGAGAGAUUAUAGAUGGCACCUAUAUCGAGUAUGAUGGCCUUUCUGGCAAUCAACAACCAAUGUUUCAUUUCAUUGACGCUUUCUUGGGAAUCGAUCCUUAUCUAAGUGAGGAAUCAUUGCAGAGAUACAUUCAUUCUUCGCAAAGAAAGUUGAGUAUGGCCUUGAGAAAGCACAGUUUUAGACAGAGGGCACGAUUGGCGGGACUCUUUGAAAUUGACACUGAGAUGGAGAGCAUCAAGAACCAUAUACGGGUAAGUUUAUGUCAACAUUUUGCGAGUUUUGAUUCCUGA